Molecule: messenger RNA, 1149 nt
Organism: Linepithema humile (Argentine ant)
Lineage: Eukaryota; Metazoa; Arthropoda; Insecta; Hymenoptera; Formicidae
Source: RefSeq, a predicted model, not a curated record
AUGACCCGCUCUCUCCAGAGCUGUUCUAAUGAAGCCUUUUCUAGGUCUUCUCUGUCCAUCAUGGACCUAGUUUUCGGCAUUCUACUGCCCGGCACGACUCCAAUCAGGAUUUUUCGGCCUCUUCAGCCCGACGCGGAUUUGAAAAAUCCGUUAAGACCAAGAACAGUUGAAAAUAUUUUGGAAGAAAUUGGAGAUAUUAUUUCACAUCCUACAGAAAGAAAUAAUUGUCUUACUGCAAGCCAGCAGUUAUUACUUGUAUUAAAUUUUUAUGCAAAUGGGUCUUUUCUGAGAGUGGCAGGAGAUUCUGGUGGAGUUAGUACAGCUACGGCUAGCCGAGUAGUGGCAAGAGUUUCUAAAGCCAUAGCUACUUUACGUCCGAGAUAUAUAAAAAUGCCUGAAGGUGAUAACGCUACUGAAGUAAAACAAGCAUUUUAUAAUAUCGCCAGAUUUCCAAGAUGUAUUGGAGCAAUAGAUUGCAUCCAUGUGAAGAUACAAUCACCAGGUGGUAAUAAUGCUGAAAUAUUCCGCAAUAGGAAACAAUUCUUUUCUUUAAAUGUACAAACUGUUGCGAAUCCAUUUCUGAAAAUAAGAGAUAUAGUGGUACGGUGGCCAGGAUCUUCUCAUGAUAGCCACAUAUUUAGAAAUUCUGGUUUAUGUGCUGAUUUAGAAAACGGACGUUUUGGAGAAAGUGUAUUAGUUGGAGAUAGCGGUUACCCAAUAAGGCCUUAUUUAUUAACACCUUUGCAGCAAGUAAGAAAUAAUGCUGAGGCACUUUAUAAUGAAUCAUUAGUUUGUACAAGAAAUGUUGUAGAAAGAUCAUAUGGAGUAUGGAAGAGGAGAUUUCCAGCAUUAGCAAUGGGAAUAUGUUUAAAAUUAGACAUAAUUCAAGCUAUGGUAGUAGCUACAGCUAUUUUACAUAAUAAAGCCUGUGACGAAAAAGAGAGGGUACCACCAAUAAAUAACGAUCAAGAAGUUGCUAUUAAUAUAGUCAAUAAUAUUCCUGUGCCAAAUGCUGAAUAUAGAAUUGUUAGAAUAAAUGAAAACAAUCAAGCGAAUGGCCUAAUGGAUUGUGUUCGACUGGUGAGAAAGUCUGUGGUGGCGACGGCGAUGCUGGUGCGUCAGCUGACCGUAGCUGUACAUCCUACGUGA